GAUCCCUUAACACAGCAAUCUCUUUCCGUUAGAAGCCACCUUAUGGAACUCCCUCCUCCAGGAAUGAUGCAGUCCUUUCCCUCUCCACCUUGCAGUCCCCCUCCUGUUCCCGGGCCGCAGAAGCCAUGGCUUCGCAGACUGGCCGAGGGUUGCGAGGUCGGCGACAGGAGACGGUGGUACUGGAGGCGCUGAGACGGACUGGGCGCUGCUGCCAGAGUAGAGACAGCGGCUCCUGGCCCGCUAGCCGGGCCACCGGCUGUGCUGUGGCCGAGGCACCCGAGACUGACUCCGAGGAGGAGCCGGCCACCCUGGUGGCUCAGGGCGAUCUGCCUCCGCUCGUGGUGGUUCGCGAACCAGAGUGGGCGGAAGAAGAGGCCCUUCGCGCGUCUUAUGCUCCCCGCCCGCCUGGCUCCCGCCAAGGCAGCACCGCUGGCGUGAGAGCCAGGGCCUCGCCUGGGCCACAGCGAGCCGGCCAUGGGCUCACUGCGAGCCGGGCUCGACGUACGCUUAUAGCCUGCUUAGCCGCAGAGCUGCAGUCAGGCUGCAGCAUCCGCCUGGCCCGGAGCGACCUGUGUGCCUUGGCCGAGCGCCUGGACAUUGUGGCCAGCUGCCGCCUGCUGCCUGACAUCCGGGCCCCGGCUGAGCCGGGCCCCAGCCCCCAGGCUUAGCGGAGCCGAGGCCUCA
Sarcophilus harrisii (Tasmanian devil) is the source of this 684-nucleotide messenger RNA. It is a transcript of the gene BLOC1S3, whose product is annotated as biogenesis of lysosomal organelles complex 1 subunit 3. NCBI's taxonomy places the organism in Eukaryota, Metazoa, Chordata, Mammalia, Dasyuromorphia, Dasyuridae. Gene Ontology annotation, cellular component: BLOC-1 complex. The record is from RefSeq and is a predicted model, not a curated record.